Carassius carassius (crucian carp) is the source of this 2563-nucleotide messenger RNA. RefSeq names its product abhydrolase domain containing 13 (gene abhd13). Lineage: Eukaryota; Metazoa; Chordata; Actinopteri; Cypriniformes; Cyprinidae. The coding region runs from base 212 to 1225 and encodes 337 amino acids. The record is from RefSeq and is a predicted model, not a curated record. Gene Ontology annotation, cellular component: membrane. Gene Ontology annotation, molecular function: palmitoyl-(protein) hydrolase activity. The transcript is spliced from 2 exons.
CCGGAACUUCCUUGGAGCGACACCAGUGUACAGCAGCAGUCUGGCUAGAUUUGCUGCUAGCCACUGUGGAUCAGCUGAUAUUUCAGGGGCUGUUCGUAUAGAUGACCGCUUCACCUGCUCGUCAAUUCCUUUCUCUGAAGAUGCACCGCUGAAGAAUGCGAUAGAUAUUACGUCUGCAGUGAGUUUGGAGACUCUUGUCAUCCCAGUGGUCAUGGAGAAGCCAUGGAGGUUAUGGGGGGCAUUGGAGGCGUGUUUGCUGACCAUGUGCGCCUGGUCCUGGGCAGUCUGCCGUGUGUCCCUGCUGGCCCUCAUUCUGACCUUCCACUUGUAUGGAGGCUUCAUUUUGCUGGGUCUCAUCCUGGCCUCUGUGGCCGGCAUCCUGUACAAGUUCCAGGACAUUCUGCUCUACUUUCCCGACCAGCCCUCAUCCUCGCGUCUUUACGUUCCAAUGCCAACGGGAAUCCCCCAUGAGAACGUGUACAUCCGCACCAAAGACGGUGUGCGGCUGAACCUCAUCCUGCUCCGUUACACCGGCGAAAACCCCAUCUCUGCUCCCACCAUUUUAUAUUUCCACGGCAAUGCAGGGAACAUUGGCCACCGUGUCUCGAACGCGCUGCUGAUGCUGGUCAAUCUGAAGGCCAACGUGGUGCUGGUGGACUACAGAGGCUAUGGAAAGAGCGAAGGAGAACCUAGUGAAGAGGGACUGUACCAGGACGCCGAGGCCACCUUGGAUUACGUCAUGACCCGGCCGGACAUCGACAAGACCAAGGUGGUACUAUUCGGCCGCUCAUUGGGUGGCGCGGUGGCCAUCCGUCUGGCAUCAUGCAACCCACAUCGAGUGGCUGCCAUCAUGGUGGAGAACACUUUCCUGAGUAUCCCACACAUGGCGGCCACACUGUUUUCUUUCUUCCCCAUGCGUUACCUACCGCUCUGGUGCUACAAGAACAAGUUUCUCUCCUAUAGACACGUUGCACUGUGCCAUAUGCCAUCUCUCUUCAUUUCGGGCUUAUCAGACCAACUCAUCCCUCCGGUGAUGAUGAAACAGCUGUACGAACUGUCGCCGUCUCGGACUAAACGCCUCGGCAUCUUUCCCGAGGGUACGCACAAUGACACCUGGCAGUGCCAGGGUUAUUUUGCCGCCCUAGAGCAGUUUUUGAAGGAGCUUCUUAAAAGCCAUGCCCGAGAAGAGACGGCCCAGGGGACGACCAACGUUACCAUAAUUUAGAACAUUAACUACUAUUGACUGCUUUAAAUCUGGAGCCUCUCAGAUAGAAUGUACAAUUUAUUCUCUCUUGUUAUUAUUAUUUCUCUUUUCCCAAACUUCAGAAGCUCUUUCUUUCCAUUGCUCACACACCAAUAAUUCAUUAGUUAGAUUUUGAUUUAUUUAAUAGAGAAGGCUGAAUUUUUUAAGACUUCAGAAUAUUUUAUAUUAAGUAUGAAUGCAUCUGUCUCAAGAAUUUAAUGCCCUCUCAGUCCUUUUCUUUAUUUGCUGACAAUGUUUGCCCUCAAAAGUAUACUUAAAUCCCUACCACCUGCAAAUGCAAUUGGAAAUAGUUAUUUGCCUAAUCACACUGGUCAGAACUACUUUCUGAGCUUAAACAGUUCAGUUUAGGUAUCGGUUUUUAGAGGUUUUGGUUUAAAAUUCACGAGUAACAUCAUAAUGUCUGUGAUUAACAUUACUUCAGACUGUCACAUUUGUUCUACCACUAUAUUUCAUACAUAAAGUUGGUAACAGCAAGCUUGAAGUUGCUAAUAAAAUAUGACAUUCUCACAUUUGAAAUUUUGUUUUACUCAUGAAUGACAAACUACUCAAAAAACUCCUAAGAUUACUGAAAUAAACAAUUCUAACAAACUAAAUAAGCUGAGAAGCUAUAUUCUUAUUUAUUUUGUUUAUAUUUAAUAUAUAUUCACACUUUUUUUAUUAAAUGGAACAGAGGGCUCAUUAAAAUAUUUUUUGCCUUUUAAAUUCUAGUGAAUACAGGGGCAACUGAUCCUAGUUCACUCAUCUUUGUCUAUGGCAUUUCAUGCAUUCAAUCUUCUGUACCCGGCUGUAAUGUGUUGGAGCUUUAUCUUAUCACACUGCCUUCUUUUUUUACAGAAGGUUUAAAAUCCACUCAGGAAAUCGGCUCAUUGUGGUUUGGUCCCAUGUUUUGAAUUUGCAUAUGGAGCUGUGUGUGAGAAGUAUAGAUUUCUAUACUGAUUUUCAUGUGGGCCAGAGUUUACUGUGAGCACUGUAUGAAAAUACCAACACAACAAGCCUAAAGUAUGUUUACUCUAUCUCAGGCUUAGUGAUCUUCUGAAAGUUAGAGUGAAAUCGCACAUAGCAGCUGCUUGACAGUGUUCCAAGCACAGUCCAUUUGCACAACUUGUAAAUAAGGUCUUUCCUUUCUUUUAAUAAAGUCAAGUGCAUAACAUCAGAUCUUUACCAAUGACCCGUUUUGUUUGGAUCAUGUUGAAAAACCUGCCCAUUGGUGACUGUUGCACUGUGUCUCAUCAUUUUCUUGUAUUUUCCUUUAAAAAGCAGAAACAUUCACAACAAUGUAAUGAUUUAUUAACACAAAAA